Molecule: messenger RNA, 2262 nt
Organism: Solanum stenotomum
Lineage: Eukaryota; Viridiplantae; Streptophyta; Magnoliopsida; Solanales; Solanaceae
Product: TATA box-binding protein-associated factor RNA polymerase I subunit B
Exons: 5
Coding region: 161-2149 (662 amino acids)
Biological process (GO): nucleolar large rRNA transcription by RNA polymerase I; RNA polymerase I preinitiation complex assembly
Cellular component (GO): RNA polymerase I core factor complex; RNA polymerase transcription factor SL1 complex
Molecular function (GO): RNA polymerase I core promoter sequence-specific DNA binding
Source: RefSeq, a predicted model, not a curated record
UUUUUUUGCUUUUUACUCUUUCUUUUAACAGUUUCCAUACCAUUCCUUUCUUAUUCUGUCAACAGGAUCAACCAUCAUCACCAAGAUUUCACCAAUUUUGAGUUUUUGACUUGUUUUCUCCUUCAGAGGAUUCAAUCAAUGACCCAUACAAUAAAUUAGAAUGACAGAGAAGAUUCAAAGGUGCUGCGAGGUUUGUGGCAAUCUAUCCUUUGACGAUGGCGGUGAUGGGUUCUUCUAUUGCACUCGUUGCGGCUCUCAAGCAGUUGACAUCAUGGACACGGGUGUUGAUGAUGAUGACCUAUUCAACGUAGAUGGGGGUAUGUACUCUACUAGUCAGCGCCGUCAAUAUUGCCAGGUCAGUCAACCUGUACCCAUAUCUCAGGUACAACUCUCCCAGCAUUUAGAGACUUUGAAAACCUUUGAUGACUACGAUGAGCGUAAUGGAGAUGAUGGAGUUGGGCCUGCAGUGCCUAGUGAUUUUGGAUCAUCUCAAAUUUCUUUGACUUACACAGACUAUUAUUCAGAGAUCCGGUUGAGGUAUGUUAUGGGGUUACAAGCUAUGAUCCAAAUGCAGUGCAAGACUCUGGUGGAGAAAUUUAACGUAAGCCCCCUGAUUGUUGGGCUUUCUGGGCCUAUUUGGUUAAGACUCUUGGCACAUGAAAACGUGUUGAGUGAUGAGUGGGCAGACGAUGUCAUCCAUGAAUCAGAGUCUCAAACUCAAGGGGAAAUAGAACUUUCUCAGCCGACUGGCAGCCAGAAAACAGAACCUCACAAUUUACUUGGAAAACGGGCAGUAACCAUAUGGCAUAAAUCUUUGAGAAACUUGAUUCCAUUACCUUGUUCUCUGGCUAUCUCUUUUCUUGUCUGUCACGUGGCAAGGGAAGCUAUCUUGCCAACAGACAUAUUGAAGUGGACGUUAGAAGGAAAGCUCCCAUAUUUUGCUGCUUUUCUUGAAAUAGAGAAGCAGUUGGGACCUCCUACAAGGUCGUGCCCUAUCAGUACCAGUCGUAUGUUCAGGCCUAUCAGAACUGUCACCUUGCAAAAGUUAGAGUCCCUAGCUGCCUCCAUUGCCAGGAAAAUAGGCUUGGAAUUGCCUUCAGUGAACUUCCAUGCUAUAGCUGCCCGUUAUCUCAAGCAUUUAUCGCUUCCUGUUGAGAAAAUUCUUCCUCAGGCAUGCCAAGUGUAUGAGUGGUCUAUGCCUCCGGAGUUGUAUUUAUCAGAUAAUGACUCCAGGCUGCCUUCUCGUGUUUGCGUGAUGUCUAUACUGAUUGUGACAAUGAGGAUUCUUUAUGACCUGAAUGGCGGAAAAUGGGAACUGAUUUCAUCUUGUUCGGAUAAUUUAGUGUCUGCUGUUGAGAAUGGAGCUGGAGAAUGUGGUUUCAGUUGCAAUGCAAGAGGUGCUGUUACCGAGGAAGACUCAGCUUCACGUGAUUCAGAUCCUCAUGAUAGUACAUCAGUUUUGAGUAAAAAAUCUAAUUAUGAUGCUUCGAAACUCUUGAAGAUUCUUGAAGAAAAAUACAAUGAGCUCAGUGAUACAUAUGAUUUUUCAAAAGAUUUACAAUCAUACCUUUUGUACUGCAAAAAUGUGGUUUUCGCUGGACUAGAACCUGCUUACGAUGAUCAUGAAGAAGAAAGGAUAAUAGAAGAUUUUUGGGACUUCUAUCAAAGCCAUAAGGCUGACAAAGCAUCAGAAGAUGGGAAAACAGACUCCCACACUGGUAACCAUUUUCACCAUAGCGGAUCCAGACAUGGAUCCAACAGCACAACAAAAGAAAACGAGAACUUUAGGGACGAUGGAUACAAAUGCAAAAUGUCAAGGGAUGAUGGUGAUUCAAAUGCAGCAUUGAGGCAGCUGAAAGCAGAUAUGAACGAGAAUCGAUUUGUUUAUAUACCACCGAGGAAAAAUGUGAAGAAGAAAGACGGCUACAUCAGGUAUGCUAGAAAGAAAGACGGGGCUUAUCUUUACGCUGUACAUGCUGAUUAUUACAUAUUACUUCGAUCUUGUGCUAAGGUUGCACAAGUUGAUGUUAGGACUAUGCAUGUUGGAGUAUUGGCAUUUGAGAAAAGAUUGGAAAUGCUAGAAAAAAGAAUAGAUUUUUGUUUAUGUAAGAGACUUCCUGAUGAUUUCUGUGAAUUUUGUCGCGAUUAGUAAAGAAAUUUAUCAUAUUUAGCCAACUGCCUUUGCGGAAGAUUUGGUUUUGUAGUCCAUUACAAAUUUUAUUUUCCGUUAGGAGAUCUAUAUAGAAACAACAUCUUAUUUUA